AACUAUAAAAUGGAUACACAGCAUUCAGAAAUGAAACGUUUCGACUUUAAAGCGAGAAAAGUGAGAUUUGUUGCCUUGAGGCAACAGUGUGCAAUAGAAUGUUUACUUCAUUAGACUCUUUUUCGGACUCUUUUUUGCUCACGUUUUUACACUUUUGCAGUUGUCCUGUGUGGCUCGAGGCGAGCUGUGAUAAAAGCGGCGCGCUUUAAGCCGGAGUGUGCGUCACUCCGUUAUCUGGAGUACAGAGAGCGCGCGCCACGUUGUCUUCCUCCUGAGAGACCGGUGCACCUGCAGUCCAGCGUCCUCUGGUUCGACCGCCUCAACAGCAACCGGAGAUCGUUCAUGCUUACAGACAUGAUAGCUGAGGAAGAGUUCGAGAUUAAAGAGGAAGAACCGUGGUACGACCCCCAGGAUCUGGAACACGAUCUUCAUUUGGCUGCUGAGUUGGGCAAAACCCUCCUAGAGAGAAACCAUGAACUGGAGCAAGCUCUCCAGCAGAUGUAUGUCGCCAACCAAGAGCAGCAACAGGAAAUAGAGUAUCUGUCUAAGCAGGUGGACUUGCUCAGGUCAGUGAAUGAUCAGCAUGCUAAGGUCUAUGAGCAGCUGGACACCACUGCACGAGACCUGGAGCAGAGCAAUCAAAGAUUGGUCCUGGACAACCGCUCAGCCCAGCUUAAGAUUGAGGGGCUCACAGAGACCAUAAACGGGCUGCAGUGUCAGGUGGAGGACCUGCAGAGGGAGGUGAAGGAGCUGAAGACUGUUCCUUCUGAGCAGACCACACCAGACUUGCUGGAGCCACAGUGGCCAGCCAGUAGCCCAACUCCUCCCUGUUUGAAGGAGCAGUACCAAUCCCACAAGUGCCCACCCUUCGAGCAUUCUGUUUCGGCGAGCACUCCCUCUAUAGAGCAGGAGGACUGGGAGGAGGAGCACUCAGCCCUUUUGCACUCUGUUGAGACACUGCAGGCCCAGCUGAAAGCAGAGCGUGCUCUGAGGGAGGCUGCGGAACAGGACACUGAUGCUCUAGCACGAGAGAUAAGCGAGUUGGAGCCACGUGUGACCCUGAUCGAAGGCUAUAAGGCACGGCUGGCCGAGCUGGAGGCAGAAGUUGAGGAACUCAGGCAACUGUGGCGCUCUGAUUCAGCCUCGGGUGGUGCUGGCCACACCCACCGGCUGCUGCUGCCGGACACAGUGUUCUUCCCCUCUGAGGAAGACAUGAGUGAGGCGUGGCAGAGGAGCCACAUGCUAAAGCGCUGCAACAGUGAGAGGCAGCUGAGGGGGGUCAGCGGUGAGGACAGUGGCCUGAGGGACAUGGGGCGUGUUAAUGUCUGCAGGGGGCAUUCGGAGACAGCGAAGUACCACCAGGGCAUCUCCCUGCUGAAUGAAGUGGAUGCUGAGUACAGCGCCCUGCAGAGGAAAUACAAUGCUCUUCUGCGCCGCUGCGAAGAUGGGCCCCAGCCACGGAGCCACAAAGCUGUGCAAACAGCUACAGUCACUCAGCACUUGACCCCAUCGCCAGCCAAGCACCCCUGCUCCCAGGGGGUCGGUACACAGGAUGAUGUCCCACUACCUGAAUACAAAGUCCUUUUCCAUGAGAUUUUUGCUUGUAUCCAAAGGAGCAAAGAGAACCUAAGGGAGAACAGGGCCAAGUCCAGUUUAAACACAGCAAUGCACUAUGACGCCUGUACGCUACAAGCCUCUUAGAUUUGUCCUCCACAAGGACUUGGCAAGUGUCCCAGUAUGAGGUUCAGAUUCAAUCAAGCAGUCUCACGACUGGCUGAACCAGAAGGAAUCUUAAAGGCAUGUAUGUGUGAAGCACACUGUAGCUUAUUUCGUAUCUUUUAUUGUCUAGUCAUUGCCACAUUGUACAAAAUUACACAUUUCGACCUCCUGGAACUCUCUGGGGUGCCUAUUUUAAAUAGUUAUAUUUCAUAAGGCAUUACAUGACAAUAUGAUCAUCUUAAAGCAUCUGUUUUGGAUUUUUGGUGCUUACCAUUUAUUUUGACUACACAGUUUACCUUUAGCAGCUACACACUUAAGUUUACAUAAAAAUGCUUACUCGUUUAAAAUAUGUGUAUUGCUAUCUGAGUUGAUUAACUCUUGGUGAGGCCCUUGAUAACAGUAGUAGGUACUGGUCAUCAUAAACCUAAUGUAGAAAGCAACAUCCAGAUGCCACACAGAUCAUCUUCAAAUGGUACAGCAUGACACCUGCAGCCUGUUUCACAAAGCAGGAUUUCUUGCUAACUUUAAGCUCAGUUAAGCAUAAGAUCUCACAACAGGGGAUCACUUUAUUUAAUAGGCUAUGUCACCAUGGCAACUUGUGCUGCACAUCUAACCUAAGUUCAGGAUUUUGGAUCAUAAACAGCUCUUGAUCAAACAGGGUGGGCUUCUGAUCAGUCAGUAACAGCCUUCUGAUGGAAUAUAAAACCCUUUGGCCCUUUUUUUUUAUCUUUAUGACAUCUGUGGAGCCAAACAAGGGAACUAUACAAAUAAUACUAAAUAGAGAUCAAGAAUGUA
Colossoma macropomum (tambaqui) is the source of this 2514-nucleotide messenger RNA. RefSeq names its product cerebellar degeneration-related protein 2. The transcript has 6 exons. NCBI's taxonomy places the organism in Eukaryota, Metazoa, Chordata, Actinopteri, Characiformes, Serrasalmidae. The record is from RefSeq and is a predicted model, not a curated record. The coding region runs from base 343 to 1701 and encodes 452 amino acids.